AGCCAGCAACGAUGCCAUCGAGAACAUUCCAUACCGGUACCCACCUUGACACUAUCAGUACAUCGACGGACCAAAUUAUUUCUUGGUUAGAUUCAGACAGGAUGGACAUUUGGCAGCAGUCUACGAUGCCGAUGCAGUCAGAAAUGUCAUCUGCAGCGACCCACAAGGUUGGGAAGAAGCCGGGAUUGAAGCAAACCUGGCUAUUGAUAGACAACUUGCAUCUACCUCCAGGAAUAACGGAUUUUGGAUCUGAUAUCUGCCCUUCCUCAACAUGUUCGAAUUCCAGCAUGUCCAAAUCGAACGAAGCAACAACGACGUACGGUAUCAGCUUAGGGGGGAACAUGAUGAAUUACUUUUCGAAUGUGAUGCUGAACUAUGCAUCAACAUGUGGAGCAAUGUCAGGACCGACUAAUGGUUCUGUUGGAGCCGAGACAGAGUGGAAAGAUUCCUGCAAUGCCUACGUCAGUUCGACGGAUGGGAAAACGA
Molecule: messenger RNA, 486 nt
Organism: Paraglomus occultum
Lineage: Eukaryota; Fungi; Glomeromycota; Glomeromycetes; Paraglomerales; Paraglomeraceae
Source: the annotation of a GenBank genome assembly